AUGGAUUGUACCCCGACUCCAAUCUCUACCAUAUUCUCAACCUCUACCUCUCUCAUACCUAGUACCAUCACAUCCUCUUCCGCUGUGCUAGUCACCCCUUCAGGCAGUAAAUCAACAUGGGUAGUCACUUCUUGUUCCACCCCUCCAUCAGCUUCACAACCUACCGACUCUACCACCUCUGCUGUAUCGCCCUCCAGCACCGAUUCGCUGAGUAUCAGCACCAGUACCACCUUUAGUGAUAGUAGUACUAGUAGUGACGAUGUGAUAAGUUUCGGUAUGACAUCAAUGACUACCGCCGAUGGCGGAACUUUGACUACCACCGCUGUAGACUCGCCAACCUCGCCAGUAGGUCAAUUGCAAGAGGAGACUACUCUAGCAGUACUUGAUGGGCAGACGUUAUCCUCCGACGAGAGCCAAUCGCUACUCCUGAACUCUCAUCAGCGGGGAAUAAAAGGGAGAAGAGUGCAUGUACAGAUGAUGGAAAAAAGACAGGACAAUUGUCAGACUAUCACUUCUACCUCUACGAUAGCUGCUACACCUACCACAUCGUGGUCUUUGAUUUUCAGCACAACGGAAUCGACUAGUCUGGUAGAGGUACCGGUAGAAACUGUCAUGGGUGGAUGUGAUGGUACGACUACUACAGCUUCCUCCACUGAGCCAGUGUCCACCACCUCAGAUUCUCUGGCUUCGUCAUCCACCACACCAGCUGUACCAGUCAGUACUUCAGGCCCAACGCAGACAAGUGGUAGCACCAUGACGACAUCAUUGGAAGAACCAAGUACGUCAAUUAUGCCGAGUUCUUCGAUUCCAGUCUCACAACCACCCACGUUUACACCUGCAUACACCUCAUCGCCCGUACAAGACCUCGAGACCCUUUCAUCUUCUUCGUCAACCUCGCUCGAUCCAUUAUUAUCGGCUGUAUUUACUGGACCUUCACUGACAACUGAAUCAGGCCAAGCAUCGACUACCGAUCUAUUGGCACCGAUCACGUCCGAUGCGAUACCUACUGCACAACCUACAGAAAUUGACUCCGCAAACACAGAAUUCCCUUUGUCGUCAGACACACCCAUUACUCCAGAUGAAGAGGCUCCUACAUCAACUGAAGCAGAAGCAGAGAUUAUGUCAUCUACCAAAGCUGUUAUACCGGGAGUGGCGGGUAUUCAAGCCUCUCCUUCUUCGUCCUCGAGAUUGGUGACUAAUACACUGGCAUCUCAAAACUCUAAACCUACCUUGAACCACCAUUCGUCCACAUCUUCCACAGGCGGUGAAGAAGCUGAGGGAGAAUCUUCAGGUUCUAACAAGGGUACAGCGGCUGGUGCUGCUAUAGGCGGAAUAUUCGCUUUGAUAGCUCUCAUAGCCGCGAUUUUGUUCUUUGUAAGGUUCUGGAAGAAGAGACAGAGAGCCGAGAGAACUGCUUCUUUGAGGGCUAGUUGGUUCUAUGGCGAGAAGAUAUUGAAUCACAAUGACGGGAGUGAGAAUGAGAAACGUCGUUCGACAACAGCACCCUCGACCGAACCAUCCGCUCGACCGUCCAUCCAGCCAAUCAGUCGAUUCUCCGCGCCGUCAUUCGCAUCUCGAUCCGAAGGUCUCGGUGCCCUUCUUGCUCGUCCAUUGAAAAAUCUCCGUCGGGACUCAUCUCCACUUAUGAAACCUCUCAAAUUAGUAUCUGGAGACCCCAAUGAAGAAGCUCGACGAAAUGAAGAUAAUAAUUUAUGGGACAAAAUCGCUUACCCAUUCAAAGCUAUCCCGUUGCCUUCCACAGAAGGUAUAUCGGAGAGGCUGAGGAAUAUACCAGGAUUCAAACCACGUCAAUCGUUUACUGUCAAAUCAAGAAACAUCUCGUCGCCUCAACCGAUCGAUUCCGAACUUGCGAGUGGCACAAAUAACGGUAUAUUUGAAUCCUCCAAACUCUUACCUAUUCUUUCCAAAUUUCGUUCGAUCAGGCAAUCUUUCAAGAGGUCUUCUAUCCUAUCUAACAACUUGAAAUAUGUUAGACAAUCUCAAGCAAGAGGUACCCCAGCUUGGGCAGACAAACAUCCAAAUGAAAAGCCCAUCCCGGUCGUGGUUGGAGAAGCAUGGGAUGAAAGACAUUCUGAAUCUGAGCAUCCUCAUCCAGUCAAAGUCAAUUUUAUGCAACCUCCUCCACCAUCCGCAACUGGAUCAUCGUCUAGACACGGUUCGAUGAAUUCCGAUAGUCCUUAUCCAACUAUUGUCCCUGGGAAUUCUCAUCAGAAUCAUGGGAUCGGAACUGCAUUUAGUUCAGGUAUGGACAUGGACAUGGAAUAUAACAAAACUACACAUGUACAAUUACGACACCUGACCUGGGGAUCAUCCUAUGCACCUCCACGAACUUCUGUACUAAGUGCAAAUGGAAUGAUGAUCCAUGGUGCUAUGGAGCCUUCAGAAGAUGGAAAUUCAAUUUAUUCACGAACCUCAAUGUCACACGGUCAUGGAUCCAACAAUUUACAUAGGAGUGGAACGAUGAAAUCGAAUUUUAGUGAUUCUAACACAUCAAACUUCAUGAUUCCACCUAGAUCGUCCAUAAGUCAUAAUUCCGGAAAUAGAGGAAAUGUACCUUCACCACCACCCAUUGGGAUGGGACCUUUUCCAAGAGCUUUGUUCAGUCCUUUAUCAGCCGGAUCAAAUGGUUCGAGAGGUUCGUUUGGCGUGCUGCCACCCUUACCUGAAAAUGGUAUUGACACGGAUAAACAUAUGAAAGAUCUCAGGAGAAUAACAAGAUCUACUCAACAUUCGUCGGGUAUAUGGGAAUAUUCAGCAUACGUCGAUACGGGUUCAAACGCAAAUUCACAGCGUGGUAGUGGCAGUAAUAGCAACGGAAAACCUGAAACUUCAGGUCACGUUCAAGGUGAGAGGAGAACAAGUAAUGGACAAUCUUCAUUGACCAGCACUGGACCGAUGGGAAUAUUGAAAUCUACAUCAUCUUAUUCACCAUUGCCACCAACGAUGAUUUAUCCAAGUUCGAAUUGGAAUUCACCCAUUCCCAUAUACGCACCUACUUCUGCACCUGGACCUGGCGAUAUACCAUAUACAGUUCCUUCACCUAAGCGAAUUAGUUACGGUGGAUCAAUGUUAAAACACUCCAGUUUACCUCCUUCUUCCCCUCAUGGUAUUGACCACUCAUCAUUACCUCUACCUCUACCAUCACAUGGUCAAACACAUGUCCAAAAAAGUUAUACAUCCCCUAUACCUAGUAUACUAGCGCCCAAAUCGGUCGAAGAGGGAGACAGAAUUACUAAAGCAUGGUAUGAAAAACCACUAUGGGAUAAUACACAACAAUCCCAGCAAAACCAGGUAGCCAAUCCAACUUCGAUACUAUUACCUCCUAGAUCUGCGGGACCACCACCAGGUUCAGGACCAGAUUAUACGUAUAUGUAUUCCCAGAAAAGUGGGAAUAGCGUAUAUAGUAAAGGUGAUAGGGCAAGUAGGAAGUCGGUGAAAAGUGUUAAGAGCGUGAGGUGGGAAGAUGAAGACGGAAAUAUUGAUGAAGUUGGUGGACGAGCUCUAUGA
Kwoniella mangroviensis CBS 8507 is the source of this 3528-nucleotide messenger RNA. RefSeq lists its product as uncharacterized. The transcript has 4 exons. Lineage: Eukaryota; Fungi; Basidiomycota; Tremellomycetes; Tremellales; Cryptococcaceae. The coding region runs from base 1 to 3528 and encodes 1175 amino acids. The record is from RefSeq and is a predicted model, not a curated record.